Molecule: messenger RNA, 3334 nt
Organism: Tyto alba (common barn owl)
Lineage: Eukaryota; Metazoa; Chordata; Aves; Strigiformes; Tytonidae
Gene: SLC35D1
Product: solute carrier family 35 member D1
Exons: 12
Coding region: 14-1081 (355 amino acids)
Cellular component (GO): Golgi apparatus
Molecular function (GO): antiporter activity; GDP-fucose transmembrane transporter activity
Source: RefSeq, a predicted model, not a curated record
CGCCCCCGCAGCCAUGUCGUGGCGGCGGGCGCGCAGCCGCCGGGCGGCCGGGGCCGAGGGGGGAGCCCCCGCGGGAGCCCCCGCGCCCGGCGAUGCGGAGCGGGGCAUGGCGGCACCGGGCCUCACGCUCUGCCUCAAGCUGCUGGCCGCGGCCUUCUACGGCCUCAGCUCCUUCCUCAUCGUCGUCGUCAACAAGAGCGUCCUCACCACCUACGGGUUCCCCUCCUCGCUGUGCGUGGGGCUGGGCCAGAUGCUGGCGACGGUGGCGGUGCUCUGGGCGGGCAAGGCGCUGCGGGUGGUCAAGUUCCCUGACCUCGACAGGCACGUCCCCCGACGGACGUUUCCUCUACCUCUCCUGUAUUUUGGGAACCAGAUCACAGGACUGUUCAGCACAAAGAAACUGAACCUGCCGAUGUUCACCGUCCUGCGGAGGUUUUCCAUCCUGUUUACGAUGUUUGCUGAAGGUUUCUUACUCAAGAAGAAGUUUUCCUGGAGCGUUCAGAUGACAGUAUUUGCCAUGAUCAUCGGUGCAUUCGUAGCUGCUAGUGCUGACUUGGCAUUCGAUCUGGAAGGAUAUAUUUUUAUCCUUAUUAAUGAUGCCUUAACAGCUGCAAACGGUGCCUAUGUGAAACAGAAGCUGGAUUCAAAGGAGCUGGGAAAAUACGGUUUGCUGUAUUACAAUGCACUGUUUAUGAUCCUUCCCACCUUGACCAUUGCCUACUUCACCGGAGAUGCGCAGAAGGCAGUGCAGUACCAGGGCUGGGCAGACGUGCUCUUCGUCAUGCAGUUUACGCUCUCGUGCGUGAUGGGGUUUAUUUUGAUGUACUCCACAGUUCUUUGCACUCAGUAUAAUUCUGCUCUUACAACUACAAUAGUUGGCUGCAUUAAGAAUAUUUUAAUAACCUAUAUUGGGAUGUUUUUUGGAGGAGACUAUAUUUUUACGUGGACAAACUUCAUUGGUUUAAAUAUCAGUAUUGCUGGGAGCCUGGUGUAUUCCUACAUCACUUUCACCGAGGAGCAAAUGAGCAAGCAGGCCGAAGCUGGCAGCAAGAUGGAUAUUAAAGGAAAAAGCUCUGUGUGACCAGGAAAAGGGUUUGUUGGUGUUGUUUUGGUUUUUUUUUUUUUUUUUUUGGAAGCAACCUCUUGCUGUUCCGCUGAUCAGAGGCAGAAUGCGGGAAGGAAGCCAGGGCGCCUGCCAUGGAGUAACGGUGAUUCUCUUAAUUUGCACAAUCUAGAUUGCUGCCUUUACAAAUUACUGGGAAGGUAACUGACCGCACGGUGAAGAACACAGCUAAUUAAGUCUGAUGGUGAGGAAUUUCUGGGUUUCUGAGCGUGGCGAGCUGUGGCCGUGGAGCCUGGCGGGACCGGCGCACACGUGGAAUGGGUGAAGGGCUGAACCCCAGAGCGCCCGGCGUCUCGGGCCGGGGGCUGGGGCUGCUCCCGGCCUCCCCCCGGCUGGGGGACCAGCAAGACCCCCGUCCUGGGCAGGGUCGGGGCCCCAGGGGCAGGUGAACCCCCCCCCCCCCUCAGCGAGCGCUGGUGUUCCCCCAGCAAAGCCGCAGCGGCGGCUGCUCCCGCGUCGGGCCAAAACCUCUUUGGUGAAUGCUCAGUGCUCGCCGAACUUUGAUAUUAUUUGUUUGUUUGUUUUUGUUUUUUUUUUUUUUAACCCGCUUUGCAAACUGGGUUUACCCUCCUUGGUUCGAGCCCUGCAACCAUUCUCCCCUCCCUUUCCUGCCCGAGGUUGGUUGUUUUUUUGAGGCUCAGGGACGUUCCCACCACGGAGGCUUUACCCGCAGCCGCUGAGCUCAGCCCCCUCAGCCCACCCCGGGGUGGGGGGGAGCGGGUCAGAAACCUUUGGAUUUGGGAAUACUGCACUUCGGAUCCCACAGGGAUGAGCUGCAGGGGUUGCAGGAGAGCUGAGAGCAUCCCACAGCAAUCCCAUUGCCACCGGGCGUUCAAUUGCCCAGGGACUCAAAUCCUGGGGGGUUUUGGGGCAAAUUAAUGAGAAACAAGCAGGGCUGAGGGGGGUGGGCGGCUCUGUGGGAGCCCACGCUGCAGCACCAGCACUUCAGCUUUGUCCAAACCCUGGCCCCCGGGUCGUGGUUUUUGAUGUACCAAGUCUUUGGUUUGUGCCCCGUUAAGAAAGAAUGGGCUUUUUAAUAUGUCAGGCAGUGUUAACUGAUUUUUUUUUUUUUUUUUUAAAGGUUGUCUUACACACAGCACUUCUUUCUAGGUCUCUCCUUUUGGUUUAAAAAGAAUUGUUUCUAAAUUUGGUUAAAACAAUUUUGGUAAAGCUAUAUAUUUAUGAGCGUUUUGUAUACAUUCCUUUGGUAACCAGGAAAAUAGCUUCUGUAGCCAACGUAAUCCAUUUCUGGAAGAUACUUGUUAAAAAUGUACCUGCUGUUUGGCGAAGCCGCGUUCAGCCAAGUUUUUAUACAGAACCGAGAAUUUCUGUAACGGCUCUGGUAAAGGAUGGGGAGGGCGUUUGCUCCCAAAUUCCCCUUCCUGGAAUUGGUGGGGCUGGAGCAGGAGGCUCCGGGGUCUUCCCUGCCCUUGGGGGGGGGUUGUGGCAUUUAUAAGGCACCUGGCAGCACCGAGGAGCUGAGUCACCCCUCCUGGUGCAGAAUUCCCCCCCCCCCCCCCCCCAAAAAAAAAAAAUUUAAAAUUCCUCCAUUAUUUUUAUCGCCGCCUAAAUUUCAGUAAAACCUCAGAUUUGCAGGCGGCUGCAGGGCACUUCUUUUUUGUAAGGAAAGAUGAUGAAUGGUUCCUGCUGUUCGGAAGACCCAGAGCUACUCCUGCAUCAGCUCCGGGGGGGUGGGUGGGGGGGUUCCUGGUCCCUGCACUGGUUCCCAGUAGCCGGGCAGUGCUGGGACCACCCCCCCUCUGGCUUACUUGCCCGACCAGAAAUAUUUGCAAAUCACUUUUUGCUUGGAACUUUGCUGUGCUGAGGCAGUUGCAGUCAGGAUGUCAAUUCUGUUUAAUUUUUUUUGAAUCUGCUGGUUAGAUUUGUUGGCCAAACGGUAAAAUAUUUUUAAAGCUUAUUUUGUUUGUAACUGGGCACGCUUCGGUGCCAGGGUCGGGAUGGUAUUGUAUACACUGGGAAAGCAAACAGAGUUCCUACAACAGUAUUUUCUACCUUAUUAAUCAACUAAAGUUUUUUCUAUAUAGAAUCUAUUUACAAAAUGCCCAUUUUAGUGAUUAAAAGGGUGACCUUUUUAUUUGAAUGUACGGCAGGCUUUAUAUGUCACUCAGUGAUGAUAGCAAAAAGAAUUUUAUGUGCCUAUGUAUUUUUGUACUGGCUUCAAAUAAACCAAUGACCUUCCCUCUCCUCCUA